This is a messenger RNA of Lactuca sativa (garden lettuce), 1536 nucleotides long. RefSeq names its product nucleosome assembly protein 1;4. Gene Ontology annotation, cellular component: nucleus. Gene Ontology annotation, biological process: nucleosome assembly. The record is from RefSeq and is a predicted model, not a curated record. Lineage: Eukaryota; Viridiplantae; Streptophyta; Magnoliopsida; Asterales; Asteraceae.
AGUUAUUGUCUCUCAAAACGGCCAAUAAAACUGUUCCCUCCUUUGGUCGGUUACGCUUCUUCCAGCAAAGAAAGACACAAAACAGCAGAGAAAAGGUACUUCGCCAGUUCACUAGGGUCAUCUCCUACCCCGAUCUCCCUGUACAUUAUUAGGGUUUUAGUUUGUUCUUCCCUCCCCCAUAUUACUCCUUGUAGAAUUCAAUUGCACUCGGAAAAUCGAUUGCAAUGAGCAGUAAUCAAGAAGAUCAGUUCAAUAUGUCCGAUCUUAGCUCCGCUCUCCCUUCUGCUACUUCUGCUUUUACUGAUGAGGAUCGUGCUGGACUUGUUAACGUCCUGAAGAAUAAGCUUGAGAAUUUGACUGGAAAACAUCCUGAUUUCUUGGAUACUCUUUCAUCCAAUGUUAGGCUGCGUGUUGGUGUUCUUAAGGAUCUUCAGAGUCAAUAUGAUGAGCUGGAGGCUAAGUAUCUUGAAGAAAAGGCAGAACUGGAAGCAAAGUAUAUGAAGUUGUAUGAGCCAUUAUAUUCUAAGAGAUAUGAAAUAGUCAAUGGUUUGACUGAAGUUGAAGGAGUUUCAGAUGAUACUUUGGUGGAUAAGGAAAAUAAUGAGUCAAAGGGAGAUAAAGGUGUACCAAAUUUUUGGCUCACUGCCAUGAAGUCCAAUGAAGUGCUAGCUGAUGAGAUUUCUGAAUCUGAUGAAGGAGCUCUUCAGUAUCUAAAAGAUGUUAAGUGGUCUCGAAUUACUGGUGCCAAGGGUUUUAAGCUUCAACUCUUUUUUGAUCCCAAUCCUUAUUUUAAGAACUCUGUGUUGUCUAAAACAUAUGAGAUGAUCAACGAGGAAGAACAUAUUUUAGAGAAAGCAAUUGGGACUGAGAUCGAAUGGUAUCCAGGGAAAAAUUUGACCCAAAAGGUUCUGAGGAAGAAAUCUAAGAAGGGUUCAAGAAGCCCAAAGCCACCAAUUACAAAAACUGAAGAUUGUGAAAGCUUCUUCAACUUUUUCAAUCCUCCACAAAUCCCUGAUGAUGAAGAUGACAUGGAUGAGGAUAUGGCUGAACAGCUUCAGAAUCAGAUGGAACAUGAUUAUGACAUUGGGUCAACAAUUCGAGACAAAAUCAUUCCUCAUGCUGUCUCUUGGUUUACCGGUGAGGCUGCCCAGAAUGAUGAAUUUGAAGAUGAUGAUGAUGAUGAUGAUGACGACGACGACGACGAUGAUGAUGAUGAUGAUGUUGAAGAUGAUGAUGAUGAUGAUGAGGAUGAGGAUGAGGAGGAUGAUGAUGAUGAAAAUGUAAACAAUAAAAAGAAGUGAUGAGUUUGAGUACAAAAACCCGUAUGAAGUUCAGAAAAAUUGAAUUACUGAUGAAACAAAGAUGUGGCUACGUGUAUUCUUUAAGAUCACACCACGUGGCUGAUUAAAAGUGUGCAGUUGUGGUUUUUCUCCUCUACUUUUCUUGUUUGAUUCGUUUCAUGUCCUGUAUUUAUCUUCUUCUUCUUUUUUUAUUGGAGACACUCAAAUUUUUUAAUAUCACUUCACUAUUUGUCAA